AUGGACUUGAUUCUAGAACUGAGACAGCAGCGUGAAAUACAUGGGACCAAAAGGGCCGACGAUCAAGCUCAAAUAACCGUAGAAAUCACAGAUGACAUAAUUGCCGCGCAAGCGUUCGCGUUUUACGUUGGUGGGUACGAGACUAGUGCUAGUACAAUGGCUUUUAUGUUAUACGAGCUGGCGAAGAAUCAGGACAUCCAGAAAAAAGUGAUUGAUGAAGUGGAUGAAGUGUUAAAGAAGCACGAAGGGAAGAUGGCACCCGAAAUCCUCAGUGACUUAAACUAUUUGAAUAAAGCCUUCGAUGAGACAUUACGCAUGUAUCCUAUAGUGGAACCUUUACAGAGGAGAGCACAAAUAGACUACAAAUUACCCGGCACCGACAUCACAGUGAAAAAAGAUCAAAUGGUAAUAAUAUCUGGUUUAAGCAUCCAUCAUGAUGAGAAGUACUACCCAAACCCGGAGGAAUUUGAUCCCGAAAGAUUUUCUGCUGAAAAAGCAAGCGGAAGACACCCGUGUGCUUAUUUGCCAUUUGGAACUGGCCCGAGGAAUUGCAUUGGUAUGCGCUUCGCGAGGGUGCAGUCCAUCGUGUGUUUGGUGAAGUUCUUCUCAAGGUUCCGAGUGGAGCCAUCUAGUAAAACCUUGCACAAGAUGAGGUUCGUCGCGUCGGUGGAGUUAAUG
This is a messenger RNA of Iphiclides podalirius (scarce swallowtail), 678 nucleotides long. The record is from the annotation of a GenBank genome assembly. Lineage: Eukaryota; Metazoa; Arthropoda; Insecta; Lepidoptera; Papilionidae.